AUGCCUGAGUGCUUCCAGCUCAAUGGGGUUUUCUUGGUUAAGGAACGAUUAAUAAAUAUAGAGAGAUGGGAAGCUGUUUUCCAGGCAGCUCCAUUGCUGACAGAGCCUGUCCUUGUUUUUUGCAGACAGGACGAGAGGAAGAGGAGGGAGUUCCGAGAUUACUCCAAGCAGAGGAUCACCCUGGAGGCCGUGCUCAACACUGUCUGCAAGAAGUGCGGCUGCAAAGGCCACUUUGCGAAGGACUGUUUCUCUCAGCCUGGGGGAAUGAAGUAUGGCUUGGUGCCGGAGGAGGAGGAGGAGGAGGAGGGGCAGGGGGAGGGGCCAGGGCAGCAGCCCAGCCAAUCAGAGAAAGUCCCAGCCAAGAAACGGAAGAAGGAGAAGAAAAAGAAGAAGAAGAAGCACAAGCACAAGGAGAAGCGGGGCGUCUCGGACUCGGACAGCUCCGACUCCAGCAGCGGCGAGGACGGGGACACCAAGAGGAGGCGCUCCUCCUCCUCCUCCAAGAAGCACAAGCACAAGGAGAAGCGGGGCGUCUCGGACUCGGACAGCUCCGACUCCAGCAGCGACGAGGACGGGGACACCAAGAGGAGGUACUCUUCCUCCUCCUCCUCCUCCAAGAAGCAGAAGAAGAAACACAAGAUGCAGAAGCACAAGGGGCACCAGCAUCGGGAUUGAACUCGGGGAGGGCGAAGGGGGAUUGAACCCAGAGAGGGGAGAGGGGCUGCCUCGCGAUUGAUUCCCUGUGAAACCAAACCUGACACCCACCUCAUUGCUUUAAAAAGGAGGAACUCAAGUAACGGGACUGGUCUUUACUUAAAAAGAGGCCACACGUGAAAAGAUUUACAAUUAAACCUGAUAAUAGCUUU
Molecule: messenger RNA, 866 nt
Organism: Polyodon spathula (Mississippi paddlefish)
Lineage: Eukaryota; Metazoa; Chordata; Actinopteri; Acipenseriformes; Polyodontidae
Product: nucleolar protein of 40 kDa-like
Exons: 4
Coding region: 1-675 (224 amino acids)
Biological process (GO): RNA stabilization
Molecular function (GO): RNA binding; zinc ion binding
Source: RefSeq, a predicted model, not a curated record